This is a messenger RNA of Myxocyprinus asiaticus (Chinese sucker), 1802 nucleotides long. RefSeq lists its product as uncharacterized. Bases 1 to 969 code for a protein of 322 amino acids. The transcript has a single exon. The record is from RefSeq and is a predicted model, not a curated record. NCBI's taxonomy places the organism in Eukaryota, Metazoa, Chordata, Actinopteri, Cypriniformes, Catostomidae.
AUGCCAUUGAUUCAAAAUAUUUAUUUUAAAGUGAGAAACUCACAGACUUUAUUUCAACAGGUUGAGGGAUGGGGGAGAUCUCCUCUUGCUUUAUUCCUUCAAGCACAAAGGAAUGGGAAGAGGAUUAAGCAAAACAUCUUAGACUCUCACUGCGUCCUGUGUGCCGAGCUGAAUCUCCCCAUCUACUGUACAGCUGGAAGUGCUCCCAAACCUUGCUAUGACAUUUCAGAGGAAAACUACAGAAAGACUGCCAAAACAUCUCUGGAUAUUGUCAAGAAAACUCACAAUACCCCUUCCUCUGCCUCCUCAGAUGAAAUGCACUCGCUUCAGCAAAAGAAGUCAUUAGUCAACAAAUUGCCAUCUGGAGAUGAACAACGUGCACAUGACAAAUCUCUUUCAGUUUGCUAUUACCAUACAGCUCCAUGUUUAGUGCUGAAGGAAAAGGGAGUUGGUCAGGGAGCUCUUAGUAUUAACAGCUUCAGUGUGUUGCCACCAGUCAAAGAGUCGAGAAAUCUGAGGAGCUCCAAUCUUUUUAAAAGGAUGGCGCCGACAGACUGGUGCCCAGCAGAGGAAGGAGUCACUGAGGCCAUGACACCUGGUGCCACAGGUGCUGUCACAGCUGGUGAAAGAGUGGGUGUCAACGGUGAAAUCGGCUAUCAGGGGUCUCCCACCUCAAAGCAAUGGCUGGGUCAUUACGGCAGUCACUUGCCGUCUACUUUUAAGAUCGCUUUGAACAAGAAGUUUGAGCGGUCCUCCUGCACUGUAGCUGAUACAUUACCCCAGACUAGCUACUCCCUGGGACCUAACCUCAGGCAGGAUGAGCUGGCACGGCCUUCCCCAAGGAACAACACCAGUUAUGGAUUGUAUUCUGGACACAAAGUGAGGAGUCAAGGAAGACCUGAAUUUCAGCAUUUAAUGCUGACUGGAACGAGACUUCCCAUAGCUGUGUGUAGUCAACGAAUAUUAUAAAUGUUAUCACUCUCUGUAUACUUUCAGCUCAUUGCUUUGUUGGUUGAGCAAAGAGAGACAAAAAGAAGUAUUGUGAUUGUGAAUAGUUUUGUUUUGGGUUCCCUUGCCUUACUCUACCUUCAUCCCUUACAGAACGUACCAAGAUUUUAUUACAGUAAAUAUACUUCAACUGUGGUAUUUGUAGUAAUAUCCUAACCACAAAAUUUAACAUGGAUUUACUACAGUAACCAUCAUUAACCAUGAUAUUUGUGGUAUAGUAAUAAUACCAUAGUGAUAAUGCAGGAAAACCACAACUGCAGGGUAUUUGCAGGUUUUAUGGAGCUAGACUUUUUUAAGACCAACUAAAGGAAAUGUAAGUAAUAAAUUCAAGGGAACACAAUAUGUCAUCUCAUCAUUCUCUAAAUGUAAAUAGCUAGGGAGCACAAGAACAGUCAUAUAUGCUGUAUACAGUUCAAAGUUUAAAAAUGCAACUUAACAGAUCUCCAAUACUUUUUAAUUAAUUUUACAAAAAGUAACACAAUAAGGCUCAUACUUCUCUGCCUCUAACCACCAGAAUGUGGAAAUUACUUUUACCUUAUGAUCAGACCCAUUGUACCAGCUAUAUUCCUCUACAACACUGCUGUUUCACUUGAAUAGUGUUUAAACAACACCCAAAAAUAUACCUCAAAACUUUGGAAUAAAAUAUAAGUGAUCACCACCAAACAUGUAAAAACAAGAUUUUUGUUUCCCAAAUACAUUUUGGUAAUUAAAUCUAGAAGCUCAACAAAAGGAGCAUAUAUGAUUUUCUUUUCUUUUUUAUAAGUACCGCCCCAUGAUUCUGCAAUCUAAAUCCA